CAUCAAGCAAAUUUGAGUUUGUAAUCAUCUCUAUUCUUUCUUGGGUAUUUGUGUAAAACAAAGAGUUACAGAUCAAUAUGGACAACUCCCAAAGAGCUUCUCAUCAAGCUGGCCAGGCCAAGGGCCAAGCUCAGGAAAAGGCCAGCAACAUGAUGGACUCGGCCAGCAAUGCUGCCCAAUCUGCCAAGGAAUCAGCUCAAAAUGCUGGUCAGCAAAUGCAGCAAAAGGCACAGGGAGCUGCUGAAUCAGUCAGGGAUGCAAUGGGAGGCAACAAAUGAAGCUGAUCGAUGAAGAAUCUUGAUCAUCAUUAGCCUUUUUGUUUUGUUUCCCAUAUUUUCGAUUUCCACAUCGAUUUUUGUUCCCCACUUUUUAUCUUUCGGAAUUGAUUUUCGCUUUUGAAGUUGUACCUUUCUUCUGAUCUUGCAAGAAGAAAGUUUCCACAUUGUUAUCACUUGCUAUUCAAUAAUUCCAAGGAUUUUUCUACUCUA
This is a messenger RNA of Rosa rugosa (rugosa rose), 488 nucleotides long. RefSeq names its product stress-induced protein KIN2-like. NCBI's taxonomy places the organism in Eukaryota, Viridiplantae, Streptophyta, Magnoliopsida, Rosales, Rosaceae. Bases 78 to 278 code for a protein of 66 amino acids. The transcript has 3 exons. The record is from RefSeq and is a predicted model, not a curated record.